UCGCGCCGCUCGCUCGGUCAGUGACGGUGUCAGCAUGAUGAGCGCGAGGACCCUGCGGCAGCUCGCGCUCACGCUGAAGCGAAGCCUUCUUCAUCAUCAUCGUCAUCAUCAUCAUCAUCAUCAUCAUCAUCAUCAUCAUCAGUCCGUGGGAAUCAUCGGGGCACCUUUCUCUAAGGGACAGCACCGGGGUGGAGUGGAGGGAGGACCGGACCGGAUCAGGGCUGCAGGACUCGUACAGCGACUCCAGGACCAAGGCUGCACAGUGAAGGAUUAUGGGAACCUGGUGUUUGAGGAGGUGGAGGAGGAGGAGCCUGUGGUGGGCGUGUUGAAAAGUGUCCGUGCCGUGGGCGGCGCCACCCGGAGGCUGUCUGAGGCGGUGCGGACGGCGAAGGAGGCGGGGCACACGGCGGUGACGCUGGGCGGGGACCACAGUCUGGCCAUCGGCUCCAUCCACGGACACUCGGCCGCCGCCGGGGGGGCGGGGCUCGGCGUCGUGUGGGUCGACGCCCACGCCGACAUCAACACCCCACUGACCUCCUACACGGGAAACAUCCACGGCCAGAGCAUGGCCUUCCUCCUGCACGAGCUCCACGCCAAGAUUCCUGUUUUUCCAAACUUCUCGUGGCUGAAACCUUGUGUGUGGGCCAGAGACCUGGUCUACAUCGGCCUGAGGGACGUGGAUCCAGCAGAGCACUUCAUCCUGAAGCUCCUCGGUGUCAAGGUUUUCUCCAUGACGGCUGUGGAUCGACUCGGCGUCUCCAGAGUCAUGGAGGAGACAUGUGACUACCUGGCCACCAGCGUGAAGAAACCGAUCCACCUGAGCUACGACAUCGACGCCCUGGACCCGUCCGUUACCCCGGCAACAGGGACGCCUGUGACAGGAGGACUCACAUACAGGGAGGGGCUGUACAUCACUGAGCACCUCCACCAGACAGGUCUCCUGUCGGCCGUGGACCUGGUGGAGGUGAAUCCUGUCCGGGCUCAGACGGAGGAGGACAUCGUCUCCACCGCCAACACCGCCGUCCACCUGCUGCUCGGCUGCUUCGGACGAGUCCGGGAGGGAAACCACCCCCCGGAUUAUUCCAUGCCUGAACCCUAACGGGAUGAGGGACACCUGAACGUCUCACAGAGGGACACCUGGACGUCUCACAGAGAGACACCUGAACGUCUCACAGAGGGACACCAGCCAGUCUUCCUGACAUCACUCUGCUGUGUUCACUUUUAAAAAGCAAAUUAUUCGUCGAUGUAUUAAUGAAUAUUUAGUUUAUUUAAUUUAUGAAAUGAAGUUGUAUAAAAGUGUUUUCUCUAAACAUCCAAAAUAAAUUUAAAUCUUCUCACGGACUCCAGACGACGUUGGAGUUUAACAGACCUGAGGUUACUAAUCUACGUCUGUGUGUGAACAUUAAAGUCCAGCUGGAGCUCAGGUCAAAGCUCCACAAGUUACUGAACAGAUGCAGAACGUCCACGAAGAGACAAGAAGAAAAAAGGACACAAGAAACUAGAAAGACGACCAGAGAAUUAGUUUCAGUCUGAUGACAACUUAAAGCAGAGAGAGGACGAAGCUGCAGCUGCAUCAGCCGAACACCAAGAAACCUCAGCGCUUCAGUGAAACAGGAACUAAUUAAUUCAUUUAAUCAAAUAAAAUAAAUAUUCAAUAUAAACAUAAAAA
Mugil cephalus (flathead mullet) is the source of this 1669-nucleotide messenger RNA. RefSeq names its product arginase 1 (gene arg1). NCBI's taxonomy places the organism in Eukaryota, Metazoa, Chordata, Actinopteri, Mugiliformes, Mugilidae. The transcript has 7 exons. The coding region runs from base 35 to 1099 and encodes 354 amino acids. Gene Ontology annotation, cellular component: cytoplasm; nucleus; cytosol. Gene Ontology annotation, molecular function: manganese ion binding; arginase activity. The record is from RefSeq and is a predicted model, not a curated record.